GACGGUAAACCAUAUAUUAUUAAGCGGAGAAUUUUUUUUUACUCAUGAUAUAAGACGUUCCGGGCACAUACUUGAAAGGUUGACGGCGACUUUUCUAUCUUUUCUCUGUUCUCCCCGGCCCCUUCCUUUCUUCUCCAUUUGAUUCCUUUUUUCUAAUUCAUUCCACCUCCCUCCCUCUCUCCAUAUAUUGCAACUGUGCAUGACGAGACUAAGCUUUCCAUCCCCCCUUCAUAAAGUUCUAAAAGCAACGCGUCCUUUCCAACACUCACUCACCAAAACCCUAAUUUUCUCUUCUCUCUCCUCACCUCCUUCUAAUUCAUGCUCAAUUCUCACGGACGAUUCCAAUCCACCAGUCCACGGCGGAUCGUCCUGAUCUAUUCUCAUGGACGAAAACAACAAAAAACGCGAUCCACUAACCACGACCGAGUUCACGACUCAGUCCACCUGGACUCCGGACUCCGACAGCGUCUACUUCUUCAGUACCACCCACGACAGAGACAGCAACAUACUCAGCGACUUCGGCUGGAACUUCAACCCGGUCGCCUCCAAACCCGAUGAAGUCUUCCCCUGCCUCGACCCCAUCGCCGCCGCCGACGACAUGUCCGAUUUGGCGGGAAAUACUAGCAGUAGUCCUCUUGUUUUGGAGAACAGCAGCAGCAGUAGCAGCCCCGCCUUUCGGAGCUCCGACCUGGCCCCGGUUGUCGGAUCCGCUUCGACCAAUCAGUCCGCGUCUACGAGCUCCAGCGAGGAUCCUCCCGAGAGGUCUGCAGGCUCCGGCGGCAAACCACCGCCCGAGAUACAGAGUAAGGUUAAAAAGAAGGGGCCGAAGAGAAUCCGGCAGCAACGAUUCGCAUUCGUGACAAAGAGUGAAGUUGAUCAUCUGGAGGAUGGCUACCGAUGGAGGAAAUAUGGUCAGAAGGCUGUUAAAAAUAGUCCAUUUCCAAGGAGCUAUUAUCGCUGCACAAAUACCAAAUGCACAGUGAAGAAACGAGUUGAGCGUUCCUCUGAAGAUCCCACAACUGUAAUUACCACAUAUGAAGGCCAACACUGUCAUCAUACCGUUGCAUUCCCUCGUGGGGGAGUCAUUGGUCAUGAAUCUGGCUUUGCAGGUCACCAGUUGGCUCAGCUGUCUCCAGCCUCACACUUCAUGUAUUAUCCAACAAUUCGACCCAGAGAAAUAACUAGUCCUAUUAAUUUGACCCCAACGGCGUCGCACCAAGCAGUAGUCCGACGUCAUGACGAUGAUCAAGCUGCAGGAGGAUCAUCCCACUUCAUUGAUCCUCAGCCAACCCCACCUCUUCCUACCGAUGAAGGGCUUCUUGGAGACAUUGUACCUCCCGGAAUGCGAAAUCGAUAACGACUGGAGUAAAAGGGUGGGAUAUAUAUGUAGCAUUAAUAUUGUUAAAGCUUGGUUAACGUCUCUGCAGGCCACGCAUGCAUGCGGAUAUAUUGCAGGCUUAACUAGCAGGUGCACGUGGUAUCUUCAGCUUCUUAACUAGUAUAUAUUAAGCUCUGUAUGUAAUUAACAGAAUGUACCUCUUGACUUAGACUCUUUCCUUUUUAUACAUAUAAUUGAACAUCCUAAGGAAAUUCAUUCACAACGUUAAUUGCUAUAUUUGAUUAACUAAUUGCUGAGAUCUGAUAAUAUAUUUUCAUAUUAACUUUCUGCAAUGAUAUAUAUAUAUGGGGUGUGAGACAAGAUUCGUAGGACCAUCAAGUGGGGCAGGCCAAUUCCGCAAGUAGAGACGAUAGAAAACAGGAGAAACUCACAGAAGAAACAAUAGGCAGAUGGAGUCGAGAGACCCAAGCGCAUGCAUUGGAUCACCAUUGCAGAGAUAGAAAGCAUGGCUCCAGGAGAGAAACCUAAACAGAAAUCCCUCAAUCAAAAGCUUCUAUAUCUGUGUGUGUGUGUGUGUGUGUGUGUGUGUGUAUGAUAUCUGUACGUGUCUAUCAUGCAUCGACCGUUUUGAAUUUGUUUCGUAAUCCUUUUCGAUAGGUUUAUAAAUGAAUUAGGAAAUGUAGUUUGUCGA
Malus domestica (apple) is the source of this 2030-nucleotide messenger RNA. RefSeq names its product probable WRKY transcription factor 57. NCBI's taxonomy places the organism in Eukaryota, Viridiplantae, Streptophyta, Magnoliopsida, Rosales, Rosaceae. Gene Ontology annotation, biological process: regulation of DNA-templated transcription. The record is from RefSeq and is a predicted model, not a curated record. Gene Ontology annotation, molecular function: sequence-specific DNA binding; DNA-binding transcription factor activity.